This is a messenger RNA of Acanthocheilonema viteae, 405 nucleotides long. Lineage: Eukaryota; Metazoa; Nematoda; Chromadorea; Rhabditida; Onchocercidae. The record is from the annotation of a GenBank genome assembly.
UUCGAUGAAUUGUUGGAUGACAUUGCAGCGGCGAAAUACAACGAAAAUUUACUUGUGGAAGCUUUGAAUGAAGAAGGCCGUUCAAAUUACUACGUAACUUUCUUUAGGUUAAUCACAUCUGGUUACUUACGGGAGAAUGCUGCUGAUUACGAAGGUUUUAUUGAUGGUGGCCGUACGAUGGAGCAGUUUUGUCAAUCCGAAAUAGAACCGAUGUUCAAAGACUGUGAUCAUUUAGCAAUUAUUGCUUUAACUAAAGCUAUAGGAGUAUCAAUUCGUAUCGAAUAUAUGGAUCGAACGGCAGCACUACAUCAUGGCUGGUUUUAUGAUUUUAUUGUGGAUAAGAAGUUACCAAGGCAUUUUUUUCUCUAUCGCCCUGGUCAUUAUGAUAUUAUUUACAAGACUUAA